UUCUAACUAGUCUGUAAUAGUAACCUACCUCAAAAGGGAAGAAAAACUGGGACUGCUUUGAUCAUGUAGGAUUACCUUGGGAAUACGCUAUUUUUUGCACUAAAGAAGCAAGACAUUUAAAUCGAAUUACCUGCGCUCCCGGGAUUUACCUGUAACGCCAUCUAUUUCAAUACAUUUCCACACCUUUUUUUAUGCUGUUACCUGUACGGAAGUGAGUAUAAAGGGUUAGGCACGUAAGUAUGUCUGAACAACAUUCAGUGUCGGCGAUACCUUUCCAGAAACGACAUUGAAGACUAAUGGAGAUCUUACUGCUUAGUCUUAUUCUUCUACAAAAUCUCUGCGAUGUGGAAGGAACUUGUUCAUCGGGAAGCGCAAGAAACUGCGAGGACUGCUUACGACUUGGACCACACUGUGCCUGGUGUUCUCGGGAGAAUUUUACAGAUUCAUUUUCCACAAAUGAGAGGUGUGACACUGUGGAAAACCUCGAACGUAAAGGGUGUCCAGUAGAGUUUAUCGAAUUUCCAGUCACACGAAUGCUGAUUCACACCAGCAAUGCUCUGGGCAAGGACGGCAACUCCAGUGUCACACAUAUUGCUCCACAAAAAAUGUCGCUGGAACUACGACCAGCAAGCAAGAUCACAUUUCAAAUCACUGUUCAGCAAACCGAGGAUUACCCGGUGGAUGUUUACUAUCUGAUGGACUUGUCGGCUUCUAUGUCUGAUGACCUUGAAAUGAUCAAGGAUUUAGGAUCUACCCUUUCCAGGGAAAUGGCCAAGCUGACAAGUAAAUUCAGGCUGGGCUUCGGAUCUUUUGUUGAAAAACCGGUACUCCCUUUUAUUAAAAUCACCCCAGGAGAGUUGGAGAACCCCUGCAGGAGCCAUGAAAUGCACUGCUUGCCUACAUUUGGAUAUAAGCAUGUACUACCACUUACAAGCAGUGCAGAAAAAUUUAAUGAUAUCAUCACCAAGCAAAAGGUUUCGGCUAACAUUGACCUACCAGAAUGUGGAUUUGAUGCUAUUAUGCAAGCAGCUGUUUGUGGGGAUAAGAUUGGGUGGAGGAAUGAUUCUAUGCAUCUAGUGGUGUUUGUUAGUGAUGCUGACUCUCAUUUCGGAAUGGACAGUAAAAUGGCAGGGAUUGUCAUUCCCAAUGAUGGAAAAUGCCACUUGGACAGCAACAAUGAAUACUCCAAAUCAACUGUUUUGGAGUACCCAACGCUUGGACAACUAAUUGAAAAGCUUGUGGAAAACAACAUUCUUCUGAUUUUUGCUGUGACUGAAAACCUAAAAAAUAACUAUGAUAAUUAUGCACAAAUGAUUCCAGGUGCCAAAGUUGGAGUUCUCCGUGAUGACUCGAAAAACAUCCUUGAACUCAUUGUGACAGCAUAUAAAGGACUGCGCUCAGAAAUAAAAAUGGAAGUUAUAGGUGACACUAGUGACCUACAGAUUUCUUUCACCUCUCUAUGUCGUGAGGGAGAAGUUGUUCCUGGGCAGAAAUACUGUUCUCAUGUGAAAGUAGGAGACAAGGUUUCCUUUAAUGUUACUGUGGAAUUGUCCAACUGUCUGAAGAAUCCCAAACACUUUUCAAUAAAGCCAGUAGGAUUCCAGGAUGCCCUAGAGAUUGAGAUUCAGGCCCUGUGCAGCUGCAACUGUCAUCAGGCACCAGAAUUGAACAGCACCAGGUGCAGUGAAGGCAAGGGAACCUUAGAGUGUGGGAUGUGUGUGUGCAACUCUGGCUACAUGGGGCCCCACUGUGAGUGCACAGAAGACAGUAUGCAAACCAGCAACUGCAAGGAGCAGCCUGGGGCUGAGUCCUGCAGUGGCCAAGGAGAGUGUUACUGUGGGGAGUGUAUCUGCCAUCCUUCCAGCUUUGGGAACAUUUAUGGAGCUCACUGUGAAUGUGACGACUUCACGUGUAUGAGGUUUCGAGGAGUUCUGUGUGGAGGUCAUGGUGACUGUGACUGCGGAGAAUGCCUUUGCCACAGUGGCUGGACUGGUGAAUACUGCAACUGCACCACCAGCACAGACUCCUGCUUGUCCAGUGAGGGAGUUCUAUGCAGUGGCAGAGGGAAGUGUGUCUGUGGUCAAUGCGUUUGCUCAAUUCCUGGCGCUUCGGGUGACAAGUGUGAAAAAUGUGCCACGUGUGGGGAUUCCUGCAGCUCUACAAGAGGUUGUGUGGAAUGCCACUUGUUUGCAAAAGAGCAGUCUCUUGAGGAAUGCCACCAGAAAUGUAGUGCACUUCAUAUAACAGUCAACCAGACAUCAGACAAUAUAGGAAGUGAGUCUCUUUUCUGCACUUUAAAGAGUGAAAAUGAGUGCGUUAUUUCAUUCUAUGUGGUGGCUAAUGAGCACGGAAACAGCGUUUACAACCUAAAACAAUCUGAUUGUCCUGAACCACCAAACAUAAUAAUGAUUGUGUUGGGUGUUUCAUUGUCAAUUCUUACCAUUGGAAUCAUCCUUCUAGUCAUCUGGAAACUGCUUGUCUCUGUGCAUGACCGAAAGGAAGUGGCUAAAUUUGAAGCUGAGAGGGCAAAGGCUAAAUGGCAGACGGGAACAAAUCCACUUUUUAGAAGUUCAACAUCAACUUUUAAAAAUGUGACAUACAAAAACACUGGAAAACAAAAAGUUGACAUCUCUGUGGAAAAAUACUGAUGGCAAAUGUAUUUCAUCCUAAAAUUACGUUUAUGAAGCCACGUUGUGAACUGCUCGUGUGCAUUUUCACUACCUUUGUGUGAGUGUGUGUCUGUUAAAAAACACUGUUGUAACAUUUCAGAACAGGUACCAUUUAUGGUCAUGGAUUUCUACAUUACAGAAAUCCCCUGUGAAGCACUAGUAAAUACUUUAUACAUGCCUUAUUAAUGAUACAGAAGGGCAUGCAAUAAUCCAUUAUUACCAAAGAAAGGUAACAAGUACCUAACCAGCCUUUAACAUGUUGUCCAUUUGAUAUGUUAAGUGCUAAUAAGUUCAUCAUACAUACUGUAUCUUACAAAAAUGCCUUAGAGGUACUUAAAAUAAAGUGUAACCAACACUGUACAGUAUAUGCUGUCACAAAAUUACAUCAUGGUGAUUUCUGACUUCACCUACCAAUGUUUAGAUAUUUACAUCAAAAUGAAUAGUUUCUUAUCAAAAUUUAACUUUGUGUGUUUCAGGGAUAUUUCCACUUAAUGCACUACAAAUUUGCUGCUUUGAAUUAACAAGAGAAAUAAGACACAGAAAAAUGUAACUACUGAUACUAAUGUUUGAGUUGAACACUGGAUGUUUUUGUUGUUUUGUACAUUUUGUCUUUGAAAACUGAACAAGUUUAGACUCAUGAGCACUCAAGUGCAGUACAGAAUAGAGGCAAUUUAGGUUGAGUUUGUUCUUUUUUAAGAGAAAAGUGUUAAAAAUGAAAGAAACUUUUUUUAAGUAUACCUGUUUCAUUAAGGCUGCGCCUUUAUUGGAUCAAAACUAUGUUUUGUACUGUAAAUGGAAAUACUAUAUUUUAGCUUGUUUAGAAAAUAUGACAAUA
Molecule: messenger RNA, 3504 nt
Organism: Lepisosteus oculatus (spotted gar)
Lineage: Eukaryota; Metazoa; Chordata; Actinopteri; Semionotiformes; Lepisosteidae
Gene: itgb6
Product: integrin, beta 6
Biological process (GO): integrin-mediated signaling pathway; cell migration; cell adhesion mediated by integrin
Cellular component (GO): focal adhesion; cell surface; integrin alphav-beta6 complex
Molecular function (GO): integrin binding
Source: RefSeq, a predicted model, not a curated record